AUUCACAGUUCCCUUUUUAUGUCAAAAGCAAAGCAAUUCCGGUUUUCCAAAAUCGAAAGCAAAAGGUGGAAGUGACCAUGUUCACAUUGAUGCAAAAAACAAAAAUGUGCAUCCAGAGUCCCCUUGCAUUCUUCAUUCAACUGUAAGCCGUCAUGAAGUUCUACACUGUCCUUCUGCUGUGUUCCCUGUUCAACUUCACACAACAGCAGAGUCAACAAAAUCGCUGUUCAUGCGCACUGACUAACAAAGAGAAGGCAUUCCCUCAUGACACCCUAAGCUCAGUGAAUGACGAUGUGUCACAAUGCAAUCACGACGUCACCCCACAGAAGGCUCAGGAAAUUGAACGCCUGCUGCUUGGUUUGGAACAUCGUUUGCCUCAACUGCUAGAAGACGUGUUGAUCUUGGAGAAGGAGGAUGAUGGCGAUCUUUAUGGAGUUGUCAGUCUGCAGGUGAUCGAGAACGAGCUGAAGGAGAUCAAGGAGUAUGUUGACAGGCUGAAGAGAACCACCCAAGGAUACCAGCACCUUUCCACUGACUCUGCCAAACAGUUGACGAACCUGAGAGCGGAGCUGCAGGACUUGGAGCUGUAUGACACCUUUCAGGUGGAGAAGAAACGACAAGACAACCAGCGCCUGAAGAGAGCCCUGCACGAGUGCAAGGGAGAACAUGAACUCAACACGCAGCCCACACCGCCUCCACACGGUUUGUGUCCCCAUGGCAGGUUUGUGAACAUUACCGGGCCUGAGGUCUACUCAGCUGGAGAGUAUCCUGGCUCCUACAAGUAUGGAGCCUGGGGUCGUGACCCAAAACCAGAGGCGGGGAAAGAGAGCUGGUACUGGCGGGUGAUGAUGACCAGCAACAACAGAUAUGCCAACUAUGUCCGUUUUUACUCCAGCCUGAGCACUCUGGUUGUUGGAGUGGGCAUUCCAGAUAAUAUCUUGAUCCAUGUCGCCAAUCCAACCACCAACACCAUUCAAGGACCAAACGUUGUUCUGUAUGAAAAGGUCUUGUACUACAACUGUUAUAACAAAGAUGAUGUUUGUCGGUUCAACCUUACAUCCAAAACCGUCUCCACGCUGGAGUUACCCAAAGGCACCAGAUUUAACUCCAAGGGGAAUUUCUGCCACUUGGAAGAAUGCUACCCAUACACUGACUUUGACUUUGCAACAGAUGAGUCAGGUGUUUGGGUGAUCUACACCACAACCCAGAACUUUGGCAACCUGGUGUUGUCCAAGGUGGAUGAAGGAGAUCCGCCUACGCUCAGCAAAACUUGGCAUACCUCGGUCUUCAAGCAGGCGGUGACCAACACUUUCAUGGCAUGUGGCAUUCUGUAUGGGACACGUUAUGUAGACAAGGACAUGGAAGAGAUCUUCUACUCAUUUGACACCUCCACGGGAGAGGAGAAGUUCAACAUUGGCAUUUUCAUCAACAAGAUGGCCCCUAACAUUUAUUUCUUGAAUUACAGCCCGAUAGACCAGAUGUUAUAUGUCUACACUGAAGGUAACAUGGUCUCCUAUAAGGUUUUAUUUGAAUAAAUGCAACUGGUGACUGAGCCAUAAAAUCGAGAAAAAAGUUUAAGUGAUAAUGCAGAUUUUUUGACAUGAAGUUGUAUGACAUCCCCAUCAGCAGUGAAGUGUAUCAUCAAUGAAUUGCCCUUGUACUUCAUCCCGGGAGCCAAUUAGAUUUUGUUAAUGAGGAACGAACAAAAGCAGCACCGCACAGUGAUAGGACGGGAAAGAGCGUACGUAAGGCCGAGUGAUUGUGAGAUCUGACUUUUUUCAAGGAGGCAUUGUUACAUAUGUGUGUAAAUGUAUUAGUCUUUUGAACACUUACUGUUUUGAGAAGCCAGACUCUUUACCUAAGUGACCAGAACUCUGCUCAUGGACGAAAUGAUGGGUAAGUCACCGUUGAUGCACUAUGCUGCUGAUGGGGUUGUUUUGGAAUCUUGAAAGAAGUGUGUGUGUGUGAAUCCUUGAGGAAUGUUUUACAGUGGAGCCAACCAGUAUUGUUUGUAAAUGUAUUUACGACAGUCCAUCAUUUUAUUCAGCAAUAAUAAAAUAAUUUGCAUUUACUUGACGGCAAUAAUUGAGCCCAAAGAAAAAAAAAGUGUUGAUUGAGAAAGCCUUGUUGGCCGAGGUCAGAUGUUUCUUGUUUCACAAUCAGUAAGGAUUGUGUUGUUGAUGUGUUGCCUCCAAACACAUGCAGUCCACUUGAUGCCAAAGAGUUAAAUUUUGGUCUCACGUGACCACACCCCAUUCUCCCAAUUAUUUUGUGUCAUUCAAGUGUUGAUGGUCAAAUGUCAAACGAGACUGUACAUAUCAAUCCAUUACAGCAAAGUGUUUUUGCUACUAUUAUUUCUGCUGAUUGUGAUCCCAACUCCCUUGGCGUCAUUAACCAGCUACCCCCAUAUUAUUCUUGGCUGCUCCCUCACCUUUCUCACAAUCAUCCUCACCCAUCGCUACACUAGGCCGCUACACCACCACUAGUUGCCUUCUGUCUGACACACAGCUGCAGAUAUCAGCGGGAGAAGAAUGCACCAUAACUAGAGACCCUCUCACUGCUGCAGUUCUCCUUGUGUUGCAUAAGAGCAUUUGGCCCACAAUGAGGACUCACAGGUAGUAAAUGGUGGGAAAGCAUACUGGGAGGCAUGUCAUGCCCAAUUCCAUUGACAAUUUAAGGCGAAAUCACAAAAUCAUCCAAGGAUAUCAAACUAUUGCAAGUUUGAAAGGAUUAGUAUUGGUAUCUGCUUUGGCAAUACUGGUCUUGUAUCUACUUGGUAUCAGGUGGUGCAACCUUAAUGUAUACCAUACAAAAAGGUUUGAUCUUAACAUGUUAAAACGACGAACAUUGCUUGAAACACUUCUCUUUUGGGCUGGCUCCAACUAGCCAGUAAGCUUUACGAGCCUAGCCCCUGAAUCACAGCUCAGACAAUAACACUUCCAUCGCUAUGUAACAACAACAGGAAACAUUUCUGAUUUCAAGAUGCUGUAACCCAAUGUGAAAGGCACAUGUUUGAACUUACCAUUAGUAUACAAUGUAUUUGUGUACUAAUUACAUU
Messenger RNA from Doryrhamphus excisus (bluestripe pipefish), 3058 nucleotides. Its product is annotated as olfactomedin-4-like. The record is from RefSeq and is a predicted model, not a curated record. Gene Ontology annotation, biological process: signal transduction. Lineage: Eukaryota; Metazoa; Chordata; Actinopteri; Syngnathiformes; Syngnathidae.